Linum trigynum is the source of this 255-nucleotide messenger RNA. The record is from the annotation of a GenBank genome assembly. Lineage: Eukaryota; Viridiplantae; Streptophyta; Magnoliopsida; Malpighiales; Linaceae.
AUGGAAUACGCCUCGAGGAAGUUGGUUUUCGUUGUUGCUCUCCUGAUUUUCGCUGCCGGUAUUACGAACAUUGGAGCAGAAGAAGGCACCGGCGGCAACAACGACGUCGUCGAAAUCGAGGUGCCGACAUGCAAGCUUACAUGCCUACAUCCGUGUCAUUGUCAAAACGAACGCUGCGUUUGCAACGGCGGCCCGCUGCCGCGUCGGGCAGGUUCCCGAUCGUCAUUUGUCGCCGCCGAUCAGCACCUCGUCUGA